Messenger RNA from Cercospora beticola, 1497 nucleotides. Its product is annotated as DUF4050 domain-containing protein. The record is from RefSeq and is a predicted model, not a curated record. Lineage: Eukaryota; Fungi; Ascomycota; Dothideomycetes; Mycosphaerellales; Mycosphaerellaceae.
GCAUAACAUGUCCUACCGUCGUGCAUGACGUACGCCAUUCACCUGAAGAGCGAUCGUCAAUACGGCCACAGCAGGCACGAGCGACAAUAGUUUGCAUAACUGUCAGGGUAGGUCGUGUGGACUCUGAUAUUUUGCUAUUUGACUGUAGCGACGGCGGCGGCGGCGGUCAAACGAUAGCAAACACACGAGCGGAGGCGAGACCGGCUGGCCUGUUCCAGGAUCACCAGAAACCAUAUUCACACACAGUGCGCGCGCGGGCCACUUCGCUCCCGCCUUCUUACUUGUUUCUCCGCCGUCCCAGUUCUACCCACAACGGCGCACGAGGCGGAGGCGGCGGUGGUGUUGUACUGCUGCUGGGCGGAAGAUUGAGGCAAGACAUUACUGAGCACGCGAGGCGGACGGCUGAACAUGACGCUCCACCUGAACCUGCCGGGCUCGCACCACCGGAACGCUGAGCAGCAAGCCGAACUGCGCGAAGCCCGCCGCAUACUGCGAGACAAGAUCAAGGACGACUGGGCAUAUCCACCGCUGCCGGCAUGGAAGUCGAGUGGCCGGGGCGAGACGGAGACGGCGACAGCCACGCAAGAAGUCGAAGAUCGGAUCGCGGGCUUCAGGUUCCACACGCCCGCGACACUCGAACGCACAAAUGGCGUUGUAGGCGAGGCAUUGGGUCUUGACUUCGAUCCAAGCGAAUGGAGAGAACGCGAUGUCUCUGACGCCUCCGACGCAGAAGCUGAGGGCCAAACGCCGAAUACAUCGACACCACGCAAGGCGACCACGAGCAAAGAGAGCGUGUACAAAUUCGACGGCCCGGACAGCGUAGGCACGCAGCUCAACGACCGCCGGCUGGCGCGGAAACGAAAGCGGCAUCAGGCAUUACAAGAAGAAAUGGAAUGGAACGACGGCCUCGCACAUUGGACACGGAGAAGAGACGUAUGGUGUUGUGCUCGUGGAGCGAGGGAAGUACGCAUGCUACAAGGUCAUGCCGCCACCGCGGAUUCCACUACUCAGCCCGAAGGAGAAGCCGUCGAAACGAGCUCAGCAUCCGGCACAGAUGCAUCAAGUCCGCGAACUUCCACAUCUUCCGUAGCGGAACCCGAGGGCUCCACUCCAGGAUCCUCUCCCUCAGCGACUCCAGAGGCCGCUGUACCUGCUCCCAGCGCCUCAGCAAUACCUCUGGACGUGCUCGUCCCUAUUGCACCGCCACUCCUACCCAAUCACCCAGUGCGGAGACGAAUAAGAACAGAUAUGUACCCGGAGAUCUACAACAAGAUCAUACUACAAUCGCGAACGCCGUCGGUGCCUAUUAAUCUGCUGACAUUGAUUCACGCCUUGGUACAAGGUUGGAAGGACGAUGGCGAAUGGCCGCCCAAAGCUGGCCCGAUCGAAAAGUCAAUUGGACGAAAGAAAGGCACAGGGCAUGAAGGCAGUCUGCGGCAGGGUGUGAAGGCGGUGGGGAGGGUUCUCCGGCUGACUGGUAUGAGCGAGCAUGGGUGA